AUGUCCUCCGAUACUACGGGCUCGCGGGUCGAGCUGUUCGACUCGGCCAUGACGGUCCCUUCCGAUUCGGAAAACUACGAGUCGCCAUCAUCGCCCCCUUCCACAUCAGAUUCACCAAUGAUUCUCUACAAGCCACCUUCAGUGUGGGGUCUGAUUCGGGGUGCUGCAAUCAAUCUAUUCCUUCCGUUCGUGAACGGACUCAUGCUGGGCUUCGGUGAGCUCUUCGCUCAUGAAGCAGCCUUCCGACUCGGAUGGUCCAGUACCAAGAUUUUCCCAACAUACCGCAGGGCACAUGCUGUAGGCCCUGGAGUGGAGGUUCGGGAGCUCCCUUCAGAGCGCAGGCGGUUUACUUCUGCGGCGGGCUUGAAAGAUACCACUUCCCUUGAAUAA
Messenger RNA from Penicillium oxalicum, 390 nucleotides. Its product is annotated as TOM13-domain-containing protein. The record is from RefSeq and is a predicted model, not a curated record. Gene Ontology annotation, biological process: protein insertion into mitochondrial outer membrane; mitochondrial outer membrane translocase complex assembly. Bases 1 to 390 code for a protein of 129 amino acids. NCBI's taxonomy places the organism in Eukaryota, Fungi, Ascomycota, Eurotiomycetes, Eurotiales, Aspergillaceae. The transcript has 2 exons. Gene Ontology annotation, cellular component: mitochondrial outer membrane.